This is a messenger RNA of Lachancea mirantina, 1596 nucleotides long. The record is from the annotation of a GenBank genome assembly. Lineage: Eukaryota; Fungi; Ascomycota; Saccharomycetes; Saccharomycetales; Saccharomycetaceae.
AUGAUUUACAAUUAUGAGGAACUUUACGGGAUUCCAAAGGACGAUUUUCCAGAAGAAUUAGACAAUAACGAGUUCUCGAUAAUUGGGAGCGAAGAUGAGGGCAUCUUGACCCUAAAAUUGCCGAAAUCACUGAAUUUGAAAAGGCCAGACCCUAGCGAUACGGUAGGAAUCGAUGCUGAAAUUGUAGCUCUGCUGGACAAACUGGAUCUCGGUUCGAAAUUGCCCGAAUGUCAGAAUAGGUGCUUACAGGUGAGAUCAGUCAGACGGGAUGCGCCGUUGAAAGAGCCAAGAACGCCAGUGGUAUCAGAUCUUUCGUACAUUACCUGCAAAGGAAAUGCUGAGCUUGAAGAUCCCAAGUUUGGUGCUGUUAGUCAGAAUAUAUCAAGGAAACUGCACGCAUUAGAGGCAGAGAACCAAGCAGAAAUUGAACAGGUCAAAACCCGCAAACGCAGGGACCAAGAAGAGCGUGCGAGGAUAAUUGAACAAGAACGUAAAGCCAGAGAAGCUCUGGAACGACAGAAACGAGAAGAUGCGGAGAAACAACGGAAACAAGCAGAAGAGGAAGCGAGACGGAAACAAUUGGAAGAACAAGAACGAAAAGAACAAGAACGCAAGCGAGAGGCAGAGUUAAAGAAGCAAAAAGAGGAAGAAGAGGCUCGCAAGUUACAAGAACAGCAAAUGAGGUCUCGCGGGUUCACAGAUUUCAAGAAGAUUAAUGAGACUUUGCAUAAGUACCGGCACCGGAUCAAGAUCAUUAAAACCGAGAUAGUAGAGCCUGUCAAGCAAGACGCUACGCUGAAAUCGUUAUUGUCUAAACAUCGGCGUAAGAUCAACCCUAAGUUCGGACAAUUGACGAACAGCCAGCAGCAAUUGCAAGCCAUUUUGAGUGAAUUGACGGGUCUCGUGGACCAGACCAGACCUAAUAAGUUGGGCUACGAAUGGAUUCUCAAUUUUAUCGCUAAAGCCAUAGUUUCGCAGGCAGAAACGGAAGUCAGAGUUAAACCUGAAAGCGCCUUGCCGCUGGGUAAAUUGGCUUUGGCACUCAUGAUUAGGUACCCAGAAUUGGUCGACUUCUUGAUGGCUCGAUUUGUGAAAAAAUGUCCCGUGGUGAUCGGAUACACUUGCAGCAUUGAUUCUGAGGAAGGCCGUAUACGAAUGGGAUGGCGUCGCAGUUCUGACAAUAAAUGGGAAGACGAGACUGCGUACGACGAAAGAAUGGGUGGAAUUGCGACGCUCUUCGCUUCCAUAACACGUCUACCUAUUCCACCAGAAAGUGCGGGGCCUGGCGGCACUCCGACAGUGCACCCGAUACCCAUUUCACAUUCUUGGCAGUUGGUCGCGCGAAUUGCCAACACGGACGCUGCACUUUUGACCAAUAUGCAUUUUGUCGUGCUGGGAUCUUGGUGGGACGCAACUGCUGCUCAGUUUUUGCUCGCAUAUGGGUUUCAGGCACGCAAAUUACUCGUCUUGAUCAGUACUGACCUUACGAACGUAGUAGCCGAUAAAAGGUACGUGGGAGCGGCCCGUUUACGGAUUUUGGCGGAAGAAUUCGAAACUUCGGGCUCGAUAAGCUCUUUCCCAGAAAUGACAGUGUGA